Halteromyces radiatus is the source of this 1650-nucleotide messenger RNA. RefSeq lists its product as uncharacterized. NCBI's taxonomy places the organism in Eukaryota, Fungi, Mucoromycota, Mucoromycetes, Mucorales, Cunninghamellaceae. The transcript is spliced from 11 exons. Gene Ontology annotation, biological process: poly(A)+ mRNA export from nucleus. Gene Ontology annotation, cellular component: nucleus. The coding region runs from base 1 to 1650 and encodes 549 amino acids. Gene Ontology annotation, molecular function: RNA binding. The record is from RefSeq and is a predicted model, not a curated record.
AUGGAUACUUGGACUAGAGGUGGCGGUGGUGGACGAGGACGUGGAAAUCGAGGAAGAGGACGAGGCGACUACAACAAUGAUCGACAAAACCAAUACAAUGAUGGUGGUAGCAGUAGUAAUAUUGCUUCAAGAUUAGGUCCUAUGCCUGGUGGUGGUAACUUUGCAUUCAAUGAUCAGUAUUCUUACAACAAUUCCCAGCAACAAAGUCGAGGACGAGGUGGAUACAAUGACGAUGGUCGUGGUCGAGGUGGUGGUAAUUAUCGUGGUGGUAAAACUCAAUUCACACGAGACUUUGUAGAUGAAGACAUCAAUAUGCAAGAUAUACCUGAUGGCGCUCCUGUGAUUAUGGUAUCUGGAUAUCCUCAAGGCUCUGAACGAGACCUUCUCAACUUUUUACAUCGAAAAUCCAAAGUAGAAUGGGAAGAAUUGAAUGUGCAACAUCAAAAUGGAGUUACUUAUAUUACAGUUGAUAGUCCUACGUCUGCAGAUGCAUUACUUCGAAAAAAUGGUUUUACUUUCCAUGGCUCAACAUUAUCUAUUGCUAUGGCUGAUGGAUCUACCAAUGCAAUUUCAAUAACUUCAUCUCGUCAACCAAGGAACAAUCAACAACAACGAGGCAAUAGAUCCAAUGCACUCGCUGAAUUUUUACAGGAAAGAUGGGACCCUCAAAAUGGCUUUUUAAAUUUGGAUGACUUACCACCAACAUCACAUUCUAUCUCGGUUGUCAUUGGAAGGUUAUUGAAUGAAGCUCAAAGAAUCUAUGGAAAUGCUGUUGUCACAAUGUCAUUUGCAAGAAAUAAACUCUUUUCAGUUCAACCUAUCAACAAAUUGACCGAACUUUUCCCUGGUCUUCAAAAUCUUUCAUUACAAGAAAAUGACAUUCGCGAAUUUCGACGUUUGGAUCAAAUAUCAAAUAACAAAUUACCACGACUUAACGAAUUGGUGUUACUUGGCAAUCCUAUUCAAUUGGAAACAAGUCCAGAAAUAUAUACUAGUGAAAUCGCUCGUCGGUUCCCAUCCAUAUCUCAAUUAGAUUUCCAACCUUUAUCAACUGGCACUGGUGCUCUUCUUGGAUCACCUUCUCCUGCUGGAAACAAUUCAUCGUUACCAUUACCAAUCAAAGAAAACUUUUUCGAUCAAGAUAGUUCAAGACAGGCAUCUCAAGAUCUACUAUCAAAAUUCUUCCCAUUAUUUGAUUCAAAUCGUUCUGCUCUGGCCGAUUUAUACGAUAGUCAAUCCACUUUUUCCAUUAACGUUAGUACAGCAUGUUAUGCAAGAAAUACAUGGGGUCAAGGUAAGACAAAAGAAAAAAAAAAUAUCAAGAAUCAUUUUGAAAGACAACGAAUGACGAUGGGGAACGAAAACAUUUCGAAACGAUUUUCCAUGUUCCCUCCUACGAUUCACGAUUUAUCUCAUGCUGAAAAUUUUGUUACUGAUGCAUGGCAAACUUCUGGUUCAUCUACUCAUCCGGUUUUAUUAUAUCUUACUGUCCAUGGUUCAUUCCGGGAAGCAAGUGGAGAAGUAUCUUUUGACCGUGUGUUUUUAAUUGCACCUUCCUCUCCUGGAUCAAGAGCUCAAGUUGCUGGUUGGCAUUAUGUCAUUCUCUCGGAUUCCAUGAUUUUACGCAAUUUUUCCCCUCAUCAGAAAUGA